CCUGUUUUUGCACAAUUCCCGCUGUGUACUAUAGUGUUGCAGUCUCCAGUUUCUUCUUCUGUUUGGCAGUUCAGGGUAAUGAGGAUAAAAUGCACGUAAUAACCAGAAGCUGUGUCCUGUUGUUCUGGAUGCAGACACUGACCUUCGUCAAAAGUCAAGUUCCUCCUGGUGGCUGUACACUUCAAGAUUUUCGAAAUGGGCCCUUGUUUGAUUCCAAUUUCGACACAACUGGUCUGGAGUCCCAUUACCCCGCCGGGAAACAAAUAAGAGUGAGCUGCAGUAUUGGCUACAGUGGGUUUUUCAAACUGAGCUGUGUCGAGGGUAAAUGGGUGACGAAAAACACGAAAUGUCAACCGAGGUCAUGCGGUCAUCCCGGUGACGCCCCAUUUGCCGAUUUUCAACUGUCGGUAGGAGACGAUUUUGUCUUCGGAUCACAGGUUCUAUACACCUGCCACAAGGGGUAUCAAAUGGUCAGUCGGACUAGCCAUCGGCGCUGCUUGUCAGAAGGCUGGGAUGGCGUUGUUCCCACGUGUGAAGCCCAACAGUGCCCAGUUAUCAAGGUGAACGACAACGUGCAGGUAAUCGGGGACCCGGAGGAAGCCAACUUUGGCAACGUUGUUCGAUUCAGCUGCAAGUCCAACUCGGAUGUCCUGAUUGGAUCACAAGAGAUCUACUGUAAUGAAAGGGGAGAGUGGAGCGGAGAAGCUCCGAUCUGUAAAGUGAUGCGUUGUUUGGUACCUGUGAUUGAAAAUGGCAGAGUGCCUGGAGACGUAGAAGAGUACAAGGAACAUGAAAUCCUACAUUUCCAGUGCAAUCCAGGAUUCCAGCCCAGUGACGACAGACCCUCAAAAUGCACAAAACUCGGGUUAAGAGCCGGGUGGAACCCCACUCCUGAAUGUGAACCGAUAAGAUGCAAACUGGAACUGCCAUCAGUCUAUGGAACCGAAUAUGAACCUUCUUCCAAAAGCGAGUUUUCACCUGGAGACAGAGUCACAGUGAGAUGUGCAGAGAGCCACUGGAUUUCUGACAAAUUGCAAAGAUCAACAGUGGUCUCAUGCAAAGAGGAUGGAAAGUGGUCUCUCAGACCCGUUUGCCAAGAGGUGAUAUGUAGGAAUCAAAGAGAUCAGCACGUCUCUUGGUGGGACGUCUACUGGGGACAACAGUUGAAAUUGGGGAAUGAGGUUAGAUAUCAAUGCAAAUCAGGCUACAAGAAGACGGGUGGUGCCACCAGUGCCACCUGCACCAGAGAGGGCUGGAAACCAGAUCCAUUGUGUGAAGCUAUCACAUGUGACAGAGAUGAUGUCGCGAAUGCAGAUAUUAUCAACCCCCAAGACAAAUACAGAAUCAAGGAUCGGGCCAAUUAUGUCUGCAAGGACGGUUACGAAGGAGAGUUUUAUCGCACCUGUGGAGAAAAUGGUUGGAGCAGACCCUCACAAUGUAGAGAAAGAGGUUGUAAAAAACAAGACAUCAGAGAAGCACACAUUUACCGCAAUGACAGGUACAGUUACAGCCACGGUGAAAGAGUUCACUACCUCUGCAAUAAAGAUGAAGAUAGACGUUUCAGUAUCGUCUGUGAAAAAGGAGUUUGGACCGGGAUCCAGAGCUGCACAGAUUGUCCGAAAGCUGAAGUUUCUAAUGGAUUCUCUACUGGUCCGUACGGUGACAAACUGUACUACACCUGUAAUGAAGGUUAUAAGCUUGUCACCAGCGGCUGGUGGGCUGAGGCUCAGUGUCAUGAUCGCCUGUGGUCUGGACUUCAUCUAUGCAUCGAGAACAACGCAUGUGGAGAAGUGCCUGUGAUCUCUAACGGGGAGGUGAACACUCUACGUACUCAUCAUAAAGAAGGAGAAAGCGUCACGAUUAUUUGUAAGAAGGGAUUCACCGGCCAGGUGGGGCAAUUAACCUGUCGUGCUGGAGAAUGGACUUCAGAAGGACUGUCACUCACAGCAAUCUGUGAACCUGAUGCCGAGUCCUGCAGCCCUCCACCGAAGGUUCAAAACACUGUUGUUGUGGGUUUGUAUCAGAGGGAGUUCCUGUCCGGCUCUGACGUGACGUAUCAGUGCCGGGACAGUUACCAGAUGGAGGGAGACGCAACGAUUAGAUGCAACAAUGGGAAUUGGGAGAAGCACAACAUCGUGUGUACACCGAUAAGUUGUCUGGUACCUGUGAUUGAAAAUGGCACAGUGCCUGGAGACGUAGAAGAGUACAAGGAACAUGACAUCCUGCGUUUCCAGUGCAAUCCAGGAUUCCAGCCCAGUGACGACAGACCCUCAAAAUGCACAAAACUCAGGUUAGGAGCCGAGUGGAACCCCACUCCUGCAUGUAAACCGAUAACAUGCAAACUGCAACUGCCGCCACUCGAUGGAACCGAGUAUGACCCUUCUGACAAAAGCGAGUUUUCACCUGGGGACACAGUCACAGUGAGAUGUGCAGAGAGCCACUGGAUUUCUGACAAACUGCAAACAUCAACAGUGGUCUCAUGCAACGAGGAUGGAAAGUGGUCUCUCAGACCCGUUUGCCAAGAGGUGACAUGCAGCAAUGAAAAAGAUCCGCAUUUGAAUUGGUGGGGCGUCUCCCAGGGACAACGGAUGAAAUUGGGGGAUGAGGUUAGAUAUGGAUGCAAAUCAGGCUACUGGAAGACGGGUGGUUCCACCUGGGCCAGGUGCACCAGGGAGGGCUGGAAACCAGAUCCAUUGUGUCAAGCCCCUGUGCUCCCUCAGGAUUGUGACUGGGGGACAAACACACAGGAACUCAGCUCAGAAAACAGCUGGACUCUGCACAGCUGCGCCGCUGAAAUGCAACUGUCUCUAAUUCUUGUGCUGCUCCAGUUGUGGGGCAACGUGGAGGUUUCUCUGUCGCAGAAUGUAUGUUCCAAGCCCCCCGACGUUCCUCACGCCAGCGUCACCGACGAGACCAAAAGAGCCGAGUACCCACAAGGACACGUGGUCCAUUUCACAUGUGAAACUGGUUAUAUAUCAGGUCCAACCAUCAGAUAUAUGUGCUCGAGCGACGGCUGGAUGGCCCUUCACAAGGGGACGUGCUACUUGAAGCCAUGUCAACUUCCUGAGGACACUCCCAACGGCCACUAUCAGAUUAUCAACGGGGAUGACUUUGUUUUCGGAGCAACCAUCAAAUACUUCUGCAAUGAAGGGUAUCAAAUGGUGAGCAAGGAGGACACGCGCACCUGUUAUCUGGACAAAUGGACCAAUCAUGUGCCAGUAUGUGAUCCUCUGAGCUGUGAGCCCCCUGCGGAUGAAGAGAUCACAGUAAAAGGUUUACCAGAGAACGACGAGCCCAUACUUCCUGACCGCUUCCUCGAAAUUAGCUGCAACGUUCCUGGGAAAUAUCUGAAUGGCAGCACGAUGCUGAUAUGUGGGAAAGACGGACAGUGGAAUCAUCCGCUCCCCACGUGUGAAGAUAUCACUUGUGAGGUCGGAGAGAUGCAUCCUAGUCUCAGGGCAGAUGGAUUAUCAUCAGGAAAUAAAACACUGAAGAUUGGACAGAAGUUAAAGUUUCACUGUGAAGAUGACUACAGUCUGGAAGGCGCUGAUCAAAUCGAGUGUUUAGAGACUGGGAAGUGGAACGUCCACUUUCCAACUUGCACUGACAAAUGCAAAUUCACAGGAGCCCCGCACAACAUGCACGUCCGAGGUCCAGGCUAUCAACUCACUCAGGGACAAAAGUUGACGUUUUCUUGCCGCAUGAGGAGUCACGUUCUUCGGGGCAAAUCAGAAGUUAAAUGUUUGGCAAACGGACAGUGGAGUGAUCCCUUUCCAACAUGUGGAGAGCCUCUGGAUUGUAAGAAACCACCGCCUCUUGAAAAUGGAGACACCAAGAACACCGUGCGGUUCAGCUACAGACACAAUGAGAGGGUUGAAUACAUCUGUCAGUCUUACCACGACAUGCAGGGAGAACCCUUCAAAAGGUGCAACAACGGUGAAUGGACCGGAGAGAUAAGAUGCCUCAAACCCUGCACUGUGGACGAUGAAGCUAAGAGGACACGCAACCUUAUGUUCAGGUACAGUGGAAAGAAUAAAAUGUAUGCAGCCCACGAUGACUGGAUCGAGUUCUGGUGCAACACAGGAAGACCUGUCGGCUCCGUGGGGAUGCGUCAAAAGUGCGUGGACGGCGUGCUGCAGCUGCCCCUGUGCCAAUGAAGGCUUUCUAGUCCAGUGGAUGUGAUAAACACUGAGGGGUCAUGAAUCAGUCAGGGCAUAACUACUGGAACUGAUGUCAAUUUAAUAAUAACUGUUCUGACACAAAAUAACAAGAAAGUGUGUUGUAGUAUUCCACUUUGACUUUUUGUUGUGCUGAGAGGAAGAAAACACACAAUUUACAGUUAUUUCUGUGAGAUUCCCUGAGAUUUUUGGUAUAGAUUUGGUUAAAAGGGGAGAAGGUGAAAGUUUGGGUCAAACGUAAAUUUAGACUUUUUGCUUUGUAAUGGAAAAAACUCAUUAAUUACUGUUUGUCAAGCCCCAGAAAGCAGGUUUGGGUUUUGCUUAUCAAUAAAAAUGUGUGUGAUAUAAACUGAAAAUGACUGUUGCUACACUGAAUUUCUGUCAAUAAAAAAAUCUUAAUAGAU
Platichthys flesus (European flounder) is the source of this 4582-nucleotide messenger RNA. RefSeq names its product complement factor H-like. NCBI's taxonomy places the organism in Eukaryota, Metazoa, Chordata, Actinopteri, Pleuronectiformes, Pleuronectidae. The transcript is spliced from 25 exons. The coding region runs from base 90 to 4157 and encodes 1355 amino acids. The record is from RefSeq and is a predicted model, not a curated record.